Molecule: messenger RNA, 516 nt
Organism: Sphenostylis stenocarpa
Lineage: Eukaryota; Viridiplantae; Streptophyta; Magnoliopsida; Fabales; Fabaceae
Source: the annotation of a GenBank genome assembly
AUGCUCACCACCCUCCCUCCCUCCGACUCCCUCCUGGGCAACCCGUUUUCCGCCUUCUCCGGCGGCUUCAUUUCCUGGGACGACGACUCCCAGCACCUACUCUCCCCAAAACCAGUGACUUCCAGCUCCGGCUCCGAGAAACCCGACCCAGACCCGGCUGAACCGGACCAAGCGGUGGUCUCGGUGAUGGACGAGCGAAAACGACGGCGAAUGAUAUCGAACCGCGAAUCUGCCCGCAGGUCUCGCAUGCGAAAACAGAGACACCUGGAGAACCUUCGGAACCAGUUGAACAAGUGCAGGGUCGAAAACCGGGAACUGAAUAACCGGUUGCAGUUCGCCCUGCACCACUCUAACCGCCUCCGAACCGAAAACGAAUGGCUCCGGUCCCAGCGAACCCUCCUCCGCCAAAAAGUCGCCAACUUAACCCAAAUUUUGAUUUUCCAACAAUUCCAACAACCCAUCUCCCCUGCAUGGACAUGCAACACUUCGCUCAUCCCUAUUAAUCAAGUUAAUUAA